Parus major (Great Tit) is the source of this 2067-nucleotide messenger RNA. It is a transcript of the gene MSRA, whose product is annotated as methionine sulfoxide reductase A. Bases 211 to 819 code for a protein of 202 amino acids. The record is from RefSeq and is a predicted model, not a curated record. Lineage: Eukaryota; Metazoa; Chordata; Aves; Passeriformes; Paridae. Gene Ontology annotation, cellular component: cytoplasm. Gene Ontology annotation, molecular function: peptide-methionine (S)-S-oxide reductase activity. Gene Ontology annotation, biological process: cellular response to oxidative stress. The transcript is spliced from 5 exons.
AAACCACAGAGGUGCCUCCCAGGAACACGGCCCAGCGGGCAGAGUCCACAGAAAAGGGUAUUUUGGGAUAAAGAGUCACUGAGGACACUUGGAGCCCUUGAGGGACACCCGAGGCAGCGGCGGGGAGAAGCUGCCUUGCCCCGCCGCCGCUCGGCAGGGGGCGCGCUCCCCGCCCCUCCCUCCGGGGCUCCCUCACACCCCCAGCGGGCGAUGUCGCCGCGCCACCGCCUCCACCUCCUGCUCUUCCUCCGCACUCUCCACGGCUCCACCUUCGGCAUGAGCGACUGGGCCUCCCGCCUGCCGCAGGCGGGCGAAGCGCUGCCCGGCAGGAGCCAGCGCAUGGCGGUGCCAGAUAAACAUCAUGUCAAUGGGAACAGAAUGGUUGAACCUUUCCCAGAGGGAACACAGAUGGCUCUGUUUGGUAUGGGCUGCUUUUGGGGAGCUGAGAGGAAGUUCUGGAGGCAGAAAGGAGUCUACUCCACUCAAGUGGGUUAUGCAGGAGGACAUACCCCAAACCCCACCUACAAAGAGGUGUGCUCAGGCAGAACUGGGCACACCGAGGCCGUCCGGGUGGUGUUUGAGCCACAAAACAUCAGCUUUGAGCAACUGCUCAAGGUCUUCUGGGAGAAUCAUGACCCGACACAAGGGAUGCGGCAGGGGAACGAUGUCGGCACUCAGUACCGCUCGGCCAUCUACACCUUCUCCCAGGAGCAGAUGGAAGCUGCCCUGAGAUCCAAGGAGGAAUAUCAGAAGGUAACACUGGCCAGGGGGUGGAAUUGCUUCACCUGCAGGCACAGGGUUGAAGAAGUCACCAAUUAACACAAAAUCACUCCUUGUGCUGUGCACUCUCCUCAGGCCGAUGCCCAACUUGCAUCAGAGUUGCUUUAAAUGCCAACUUUUAGGAUUGUUUUUUGUGUGAGUCAUUUUAUAACCGUGCAGAAAGAAAAAUAGCUCCUCAUGCAGAGAUAUUUUGAGUCUGUUCUCCAGGUUUAUUUAGUGUGGGCUCACCAGAAUACAAAUCUGUGGUCUUUAAGCUAUUCAAGCUUCUCUGGACCCCAAACCCUGAAGGGUGUACCCAAAAUCCCAGAUCCAGGAGUUCCUGAACAUUGCUGAUCAAUAAUUGAGCUGGAUAACUCAGGAUCACCCACCUGAUGCUUGUGAGAUGCUUCUAUCAAGCCUUUCCAUAAAUAUCCUGGAUGAGAUGUGACAGCCUGUGACUUAAUGAGAGUAUUUGAGUAUUUUUUGUGACACAAGGAUUUGUGUGAGAGAACAUUGACCCUUCCUUUCACAGGAUUUUCCCCUGUUUUCUGGGGAAGAUGGAUUCUGUGCCUUCCCUGCCACGUUACUAUUUAAGUAAAGGCAGAGGGAUUAGCACCCUGCAGUGUUGUUGCACUGUGGUGCAGCCCAGUGCUCUUGUCGAUGCAAAAUACAGAUUCUGCAGCAGGAAAAUAUUAAAUUAUUAAAAUUUACAUGAAAAAAAAAACCCCACUCACCUGGGACAUCAGUGCAGUAAACUUAAAUAGUCCUAAAAGAAAACCAGCAUUCAUUAUAUUUAAAGUCUCCUCACUGGUGUUAUGUUAAAGAACCAGGAGUUUUGGUGUUUAUUUGAUGUUAAAAGUAAAAAAAAAAAUCUUUAUACAUCAGCCAGAAGAUCCCAAAAGGCAGCAGGUUUUUUUUACCAGUGUGGGUAUGACUGGGUGAGCUCCUAGGGCUGGUUCCUACUUGCAAUUGGAAUUAUUUUGAGUGCAAAGAGGUGCUCAGAACAGCAGGUAAGUGAUUUCCAGACCUGAUAACUGUGUGUGUAGAUGAAGUGCUCAAUGAUUUAUGUUUUUUUCUGGUGGGGCUAAAUCAGUCUUGCACGUUUUUAUCUGGUGGAUUUGGAAAAUAUUUAUCAUUCAAAACUUACUUUUCACUCAUUAUUUGCCUUAGAUCCACUGCUUUCCCGAAUUCCUUUUCUUUCUUUCAUUUAGCAUCUGCUGACCAACAUCACCCUGCAAAUCUUACAGCUUUAAUUUGCUUUCUCAACUCUGUUAUCCUCUGCUGUUAUUUGUCAUUAAAUAAAUACUG